Messenger RNA from Cynoglossus semilaevis (tongue sole), 2246 nucleotides. It is a transcript of the gene st3gal5, whose product is annotated as ST3 beta-galactoside alpha-2,3-sialyltransferase 5. The record is from RefSeq and is a predicted model, not a curated record. The coding region runs from base 517 to 1692 and encodes 391 amino acids. Gene Ontology annotation, molecular function: lactosylceramide alpha-2,3-sialyltransferase activity. The transcript is spliced from 8 exons. NCBI's taxonomy places the organism in Eukaryota, Metazoa, Chordata, Actinopteri, Pleuronectiformes, Cynoglossidae.
GAAGGAGGAGCACAUCACUCGAAGACUCCGUAAUGCUGCGUUGCUGCGUUUGUCUGUGGCUGGUAAGAAAACGAGUGUUCGGUGAAGAAUACAUGUGUUUUUAAUGUUUGGAAACGAACGGAUGAAUAUUCCAGGAUUCUCCCGCUUUACGGUCGUCCAACGGUCUGUGAGCCGGAGGAGAGAACGUGUCCCUGGUCACUUGACCAUAACAAGAAGUCACGAGUAGCACAGCCUAGUCAGGGUUAACUAGUCUGAAAAAGAAGUCAACAGACAGGGGGCGUAGUCCAGGAACAGGAAGAUGGAAUUGUUACCGAAGCUCCGACGAGGCGGUGUCAGCGGAACCUGCAGGUGGAGGCGGUUGAUGUGAUUAAAGGAGCAAAGGCUCAAGAACCGACGUAGACUCGACUCCUCAGUAACCUUCUGGUUCUGACGACGAUGUCUGAGGUGUAGCUAGAGGAGGAUGAUCUGCUGUGGCGCCCCCUGAAGGGAGCAGCUGAGAGAAGCUACACCGUGAAAAUGACGAGACCCCGGCGGCUGAGAGGGUGUCUGCUGUUGGUCUUGGAGUUCCCAGGAGCCCCUGCUGAGAAGGUCAUGAAGCUGCGGUUCCAGCGGACGAUGCACAGGGGUGUGUUUGCUGUGAUCCUGGUCCUAGUCGUGGUGGGCAUGAUGAUGCUCGUCCCUCGGUCGCCAAGUAACGGUCAGCUGAUCCGACCGUUGGAGUUGAACGUCAGCCUGUCACACAAGAAGCUGGUACACCAGCACGUGCUCCAAGUGCUGCAGGGCCAGUGUCGCCGUGGCAACACCAGGAAAGCCCUCCUGGCUCGACUUCCCGCCUCCAGCCGGGACACGCAGCCCUUCCUGUGGAGCGACGUGGGCGUCCCCGAGGAGCUGUUCCUCCAUCAGCUGCCCUUUGGGUUCCAGGGUGUCCGCUCCCAGAUCGAGGAACUGCAGAAACUGCUGCCAGAGUUCAAACCUCAGGUAGAAAACAGGUCAAACAGAUGUCAGCGCUGUGUGGUCAUAGGAAAUGGAGGCAUCCUCAGAGGCCUGGAGUUGGGCCCCCUGUUGGACCGCUUUGACACUGUCAUCAGGUUAAACAGUGCUCCUCUGGGAAAGUUCAGUGUUGACGUGGGGAAACGAACCAGCAUUAGGAUGAGUUACCCAGAGAGUACACUGCACCACUGGUCGGACACAGACCCACACACCCUGCUGGUCACCGUGGCUUAUAAAUGGGUGGACAUGAGCUGGAUGGCUGCCAUGGUGUGUUCUGUGUUGCAGUCUUUGUUGGACCGACUCUUCUACUGGCAGAAGGUUCCUGAUCAGGUUCCUUUGGAGCCGGAGAACUUCAGACUUUUAAACCCCACUGUCAUCAGAGAAGCUGCGUUAGACCUGCUGAAAUACCCCACCCCCAGGUGGCGCUUGUGGGGCUGGGACACGAACAUUCCCACCCUGGGGGUGACGGCUCUGAACUUGGCCAGUCUGCUGUGUGACGAGGUCAGCCUGGCGGGCUUUGGCUACACCAUGUCACGUGUGGCGGCGCCGCUGCACUACUACGACGACCUGCCGAUGAACGCCAUCCUGCAGCAGAAGAUGCACAACGUGGACAGAGAGACUGAGCUGCUGCGGAGCCUGGUGAAGGAGGGAGGUGUCAGUGACCUGACAGGAGGGAUUCACUGCUCCUUCUGCUCCAGCUGAGGGAGGACACACUACUACUAGUACUACUAGUACUACUAGUACUACUAGUACUACGGAGUACACUGGAUAUUUUGCAGUAUUACAGAACAUAUUUAUUGUACAUGUGUCUGUGUGUGAAGAGGAGGAGGAGGAGGAGGAGGUGACAACAACUGAACUAUACUGAAAAAAACACAAUCAGAACAUUCAAAGUCCUGUUUGUAGGACACCAUGGUGUUCUUAGAGUUGUGUGGUCGGGUCAGUUCUCCUGACCCCUGUGGUCCAGUGGACACCAAGACCAAAGUCUGACAUUAAAAACGAUGGACGAUUCUAUAACAAAGUGUUUCAAAGCCCGGUGUCUGAGUUGAAGCAGUAGAACAGACGUGUUGUUUCUCGGGCUGUCAAGACAGUCGAGCCGCAGACCUAUGUCUCCCCCUAGCGGUAAAUGUAUACAUUUAGCCGAGUAUCGUAACACGGAAGUGUCGAUGUCACCAACUUAAGCGUAAACGUACAACAAAACCUGAAUAAAGUAAAACAAUGGAACUAAAUGAAUAAUAAAGUGACGGAAUCAAACUUUA